This is a messenger RNA of Hemiscyllium ocellatum (epaulette shark), 7296 nucleotides long. RefSeq names its product maestro heat-like repeat family member 1 (gene mroh1). The record is from RefSeq and is a predicted model, not a curated record. NCBI's taxonomy places the organism in Eukaryota, Metazoa, Chordata, Chondrichthyes, Orectolobiformes, Hemiscylliidae. Gene Ontology annotation, cellular component: cytoplasm. Bases 322 to 5253 code for a protein of 1643 amino acids. The transcript has 42 exons.
AGCACGUGACCAGAGCAACUCACGUGAUUCUUCAGUGACCAGGGGAACCUGAAGUGAAGGAAAGAGAUUGGUGCCGAAUGGAGUUUCACAAGGAGUGUAUCUGCUGACGAGAGAGUGAGAGGGCUUCGGCCUGGCUCACUCUGCAUUUGAAUUCACUGAAGGACUGACAGAGGGAGUUUCUGUGGAGGUGACGCUGCUGAAAGGUGGGACUAGCAUCACGGCUUCGAGCAUCUGCAGACAGCUCCAGUUCAGCAGCUGACAGGCUACACUGACAGACACAAAUCUCACCGUGCGAACAGUCAAAGGGGAUGAGGUAGCAGAAUGGGAACAAACUAUACUGAAGCUUUCUCCGUCGCACUGAUCGAUGCAGCGUUUGACAAGGAUGAGUGUGUCCGGAAGGAGGUCUCGCAGGCUCUUCGGGAGCUGGGCCGGAGCCACCCUCGCCUCGUUCUCCUGGCCUGUCACUCCUACCUCAGUAAACACAGUAAGUUGCUACAGGGCCAUCGCGUCAUCGUACUCCACACAAUGGAGGCCAUCGUCCAAGAAACCAUCAGCCAACUAGACCAGUCCCUGGCCAAGAUGAUCAUCUCCUUGGCUUCCGACGAGAUGACCCGGAUGAAGGAUAUUGUCCCCGAGUGGCAAGAAGCUGCCAGCCAGCUGCUGGUGGCCCUGGGCUGCAGGUUCAUCAACGAGGUGAUGGAGGAGAUUCUGCAGAAGUUCCAGCCGGGGGUCCUGCCCCAUUACUUUGUGGUUCAGACACUGGGCAACCUCGCCACGGCAAACGUGUAUGGUAUGGUGCCCUUCCUGACGGCCAUCUUGGGGACAAUGCUGCCAAUGCUGGGGAUGGCGAAACAUGACUCUAUGAAAUCCGUGUUCACCAUCGCUCUGGGCCGUUUCAGCGAGAGUAUCCUGGAGUACCUGGCAAACCUGGAUAAGGCCCCAGACCCCACUGUCAGGAAGGACGCAUUCUCCAGCGAGAUCUACACUUCCUACGAGAUCCUUUUCAACGUGUGGCUGCAGCACAAAGAGGCCAAGCUGAGGGCCAGUGUGGUGGACGCUGUUGGCCACAUGUCGUACCUGCUACCACCCGACAAACUGGAGGAACAACUGCCCAAACUAAUCCCCGGCAUCCUGUCUCUCUACAAGAAACAUUCCGAACACUUCCACAUCACCCAGAGCCUGUGCCAUGUGCUGGAUGCUGCAGUGGAAAUGGGCAGCCGAGUGCUGGAGACCCAGAUAGACAAUCUGCUCAGCAUAUUACACCCCCAGGUGUGUACUCCCCUGGAUUACAGCAAUCACACGGCAGUCAAGAACCACAAUGAAGCUCUCCGCUGUUUCACCGUGCUGGCUCGUGCCUACACUGACCGGCUCAUCGCCUUCCUGCUGCAGAGGUUAGAGGUUCAUAGUGAACGGACCCGCAUCGGCACCCUGACUAUCAUCAAACACCUCAUCAACUCCGCAUCCCCACAGUUGGAGAGUAAGAAGGCUCUGAUAUUGGCUGGAAUGAAGUUCACAAUCCAGGACAGCAACAACAAGGUGAAGUGGAUGGUGGCUCAGGUGAUCAGUGCAAUGGCUCACCACGACUACCUGGAGCUGGAUGGAGGUGAAGCGAUGGUGGAGUUUAUCAUCCGACAGUGCGCCUUGCCCUGUGAACCCGGGACGCCCAAACCUCGGAGUUACGACCCUGACGAAGUGACGGACGAGAGCCUGCGGAGUAUGUGUGACAAUAUCCUGAACCUGUUGACCACCACCGUCAAGAAGAUGGAGAACGUCCUGUGGCCGUUCUUGCUGGAGUUUAUCAUCCCCCCGCAGUAUCUCAACGCCCUGGCUCCUGUGUGUCGUAGCCUCGCCCACUUGGGAAUGAAGAAACUGCAGCACAACGAGGGGCUUCAGUUCACCCACCAGGAGCCAGAUCUGCCCAAACCUCAGCUGCUUCUGACUCGGUUACUGGUGGUCUCGGCUUUCCCGUUCCGGGGGAGGGGCCGAGGGGUCCCGGCGCUGAGGUUCCUCCAGGUUGCUGCACCCCUCGUCCAUCCACAGUUGGUGAGGGUCUGGAAUGAGGAGAUUCCUCCACUUAUUCAGCACCUGGAAGAGAAUUCUGAGGGCUCCCUGCCCCAGCGACACUGGGAGGAUAAGCUGCUGCUGUUACUGUCCAGGAGCCUGGAGGCUGUCACUCCGGGAGAUGAGACCUGGAGCAGUCAGCUCAGUGAGGAGAUGACCAAACACCUCGGGAACUACGGCAACCGCCCCCACGAGAAGGGCUUUCUCUAUAAGUGUGUCGGGGUGGUGCUGAGACAGACAGGCAGCCAGAACGUGGUCAGAAAGCAGCUCGUGGAGAUCCUACAGUCAGUACGACACACCGAGCCCCUGGAGAGAGAGGGUGUUGCGGUGUGUAUCGGGUUCUGUGCGAAGACCCACCUCGAUGUCACUCUGACAAAGCUGGAGGAGUUUGGGAAGUCUGACACCUUGAAGAAAUCACCAAGUCUGUUCCAAAUCCUCAAGGACAAGUCGGAUGUGGAUGUGGAGAAAGCCAAGAGCACUCUGAUCCUGUGUUACGGUUACCUGACUCUGUACGCACCUAAGGAACUGAUUCUGGCUCGGAUCGAGAAAGAUGUCAUCAAGCAAGUCCUGAGCCACUUUAAUACAAAGGUUCUGGGCAUUAAAGUUGAAACGAAGGACCUGACCAUUAAGCUGAGCCUGAUGAAGAGUAUCUCGCUGAUUGCUCGUGCGAUCUACGCCAAUGAACAAAACAAUUCCUACAAUUUCACUCGCAAGAGAGAGCUGCUAGUCUACAUGCAGGAUCUGAUCAAGUUGGAGCCGAUGGAUGUUUUACGGACUCCGAUCCGACAGCACGCCAUGAUCACGUGUUCCCACUUGCUGAAGCUGGAUCCCAUGGUGAAUGAGACGGACAUGUUUGAGCUGAUCAGGACCUGCCUGGACAGUGUGUUUGGGCUGCCUCCCCUCGGGAUGGACCGCAGCAAGGACGAGGCCUGUAUCGACGUGAAGGAGAGAGAGUGUCUCUCUCUCUCCCCCCUCCCCGUCUGUGUCUCUCUCUCUCUCUCUCUUCUCCCCCUCUCCUCCCAUCUCUGUCUUAUCCCCCCCCCCCGGCAGCAUGUCGAAGGUUGGAUUACCUCGAGCAGGGAUUGGGAGCGGGAGCGAGCUAUGAUUGUAACCUCCAGGCUGCUAUUGUUUUAUCUGGAGAGACUCAAUGUUCGGAUGAUGGUUUCCUUUCACAAUCUGGGUGCGUUGAUUGGGCGUCUGGUCCCUCGCUGCACUGAUCCUCUGAUGACCGUACGGCAGAAUGCGCUGGAGGCUCUCUACACGCUCCUCUCCAUCCAACUGCGCUACGCUGGGUUUGCCCUCGAUCACACAGAUGAGUCUCUGAGCCGGUUGAAGGGUUUACAGAACAGUCUCCACCAAUCAGACAGCAAGCUGCUGUUCCAUACCUGCUCCGAAAUCGGCCAGGUGGUAGCGAGGAGCCUGCCUCAGGACCAGCUCAGCUCCCUGCUCUUCAUGCUGCUGGAGGCUCUCGCUGACCCUCACCCCCUCUGCUGCAGUGCAGCCUCUGUUAUCAGCAACACCCUCAUCAGGGUCCGGGGCAGCGGCCUCUCCAACCAGAUCCCCGAGCUGCUGGAAGUGUUACACAUCCGCCUCCAGGCCAUCGUGCAGGAGCAGGUGAAGGCUUCCGUUCUGCAGACGGUCUCUCUCUUGGCAUCGCAGAACCUUCCUGCCGUGAUAUCUAGUCUCCUCAGCUACCCGCUGCCCUUUGAUAAGCCUGCAGGGGAGAUGUGGCAGUCGCUGGCAGGAGAUGUGACCCUGGCGAGGAAAUCUCUGGAAUUCCUAACGGAGCGAUUGAACAAACAGUUGCCGUACGAUGAGAAGAGGGAGUCGAUGCUGCGCAAGAGUGUCACACGGUUCGCCACGAUCCAGCCGCUGGUGGUGACCUGCGCUCUCACCCAGCUGCUCUCUACGGUGGAUAGUGCCGAGGCUGUCAGUAUCCUCUACCCCUCCCUCUUCAGUUCAUUGCUCGGCCGGGUGGGCUGCACUGUCGGGGUGCGGCUCCCGAAAGACCCAGCGAAGGACCGUCAUAACCGCCUACCCAAGGACCUGGACGUCUGCAGCUGCUCGGUGGAGGCUUUGAGGCUGUUGACCGUUCGAGGGAAGGGUGAGGAGCUGCUGCGGAUGAUGGAGGAGGAGAAGGGCUGGGAUUUGAUGAGGAGCCCUGAAUCGCAUCACCAAGGAGUGGCAGUGCUGGCCAGGGCGAUGGCUCAACAUGGAGUCACUCACCUCAGCAGCAUCGUGGAGCAGCUAGCCCCCAUGCUGAGCAGCCCGUACGAGGGACAGAGAGUCACCACCGUCGCUUUCUUCGGAGAGUUACUGAACCACCGUGUGACCUCUGACCUGGUCCUGACUGACGUCCUGCUCAGCAGUUUGCUGCCCUGUCUGGUGGAUACGUCCAGCGUUGUCCGGAUGUUGACCAUCAGAGGCCUGGGGAACGCUGCUGUCGGAGCUCCUCACAAGAUUCACAAAUACUCGACCAAGCUGCUGUCGGCCAUGAUUGCUGGGGUGGAUGAGAAAGAUGACCCGGACGACCUGAUCACCCUGGAGGCCAUGUCCAGCCUCUCCAAGGUCCUGGACCAACUCGACGAGAUCGACGUCCAGCCCAUUCUGAUCAACAUCGCCCUCCGCAUCCGGCCCUUCUUCGAGAAGGAUAAAGACGCUGUGCGGGCUGCAGCUUUCACCGUUUUUGGGAAGCUGUCGCGGUUUGGAGACGGACAAUCAAAAGCUGACUUUGUGGAACAAAUUCACUCGAGUCUGGUCAGCCUGCUGCUGCAUCUGAACGACAGCAGUGAGGAGGUGGUGAAGGCCUGUAAGUUUACUUUGCGAUUAGUGGGGCCUUUAUUAGGUUCAGAAAGUGUCCGUGCGAUGUUGCAGAAACACCUCCUGGAGGAAGCAAACCUACACUACGGAGAAUUCAUCAAUGACUUGGCGAAACACAUUAUCAGUGAUUUCCCGGAGAAGGUCAACUUUUACAUAAUGGGCAAUGUCUCUUUCUUCAAGAGUGUGUGGCCUGAGAUUCGUGGAAAUGCUGUCAUGUUUACAGGGUUUCUCCUGGGCAAUCUGUCACAGGAUGAGCUUCAGUCCAUUUCUCUGGAGCAUGUGUGCACAGCGAUCAUCCUGCUCCUGCGUGAUGGUGUUCCCAGUGUCCGAAUCAAGGCAGCUGAGGCUCUGAGUCUUCUCCACGAAUUGUGAUGGGUCAUAGGAUGGGAGGAGACUGCCUCCUCUUCUCUCUCCUCCUCCUGCUGCUGCUCAGAGACUGGUUUCCCUCGGAUUUGUUUUUAUAGAAAGGGGCUGGAGGGCAACGUGGCCAAGACUGUGGAGUGAGAGAGAAUGGUCCCAAAUGUUACAACUUUCAAUCUCCCCCACUUGAUUGACCACUAGUUGAGAGGGUGAACAAGGUACAUGCUUGUGGGGGUGUUCACCACCUCUUCAUCACUUACUGUUUCAGAUCUGUCUCCCCAUUUCCCUUGAGAGAAACCCAAAUUCAUUCCAAUUCAAUUCACUCUCUGCUACCAGUUCCAGAAUUGUUGGGCUACUGACAAUGAUAAGUUGUCUCCUUUUUCUUUUAGUAAGGGCUUUUUAAAAAUAAUCAUGUUGAUUGCAUUCUGCUGCUGGAGUGGUCUGCAUGAGAUAUCUGAUCUUUUGGAGUUACUCUUUAUGCUUCCUUGUUUGGGAUGUUUUGUGCCUUUCCCUAGUGCAGUAAUGGCUCUGCUGCAGAGGCCAUUGCAGUGGCUGAGGGCCCAGACCUUGCGCAAGUGGCCUGGACUCAUGAAUGAGCACCAUUGGCUUCCAAUCCUUUCUACCUGUUUUGCGUACGCACACACAGGCUGGUGGAUUCACACAGAAAGACUGAAUGAUGGUGGUGGGAAAAGAAGCCAUGGUUGGGUUUCUAAAUACUGCAAUCCCAAAAUAAGUGUUCAUGGAUGGAUUGUGCCUUCCAGCUGUGUCACACUGUGGCAGUUCCUGCUUCUCCAGCAGGCUGCGUUCUCUCCCUAAUCCACAAGCAGUUGAGCACUUUUCAUCUCUCUACUAGUCCCAAUAACUCUCCAGAUUCAUUUUUUUGUGCGUCCAGGAUAAGACAGGUUUCCCAGUUAGGUGGAGUCACUGUCUUGGGGACACUGAUAAAUUACUGGCUUUACUGAGGUUUCUGGUUUUAAGGUUGAGCUGUUUAAUUCCAAUUCAUAUUGUUCUCCUGCACGUGGGCAUAAAAUGUUAAUUUUUCUGUCAAAAAGACUUGACUUCAUAGCACCAAGAAGUUAAGCUUCAGUGAAUUUAAAUAGAGAGCUGUGAUGGUGCUAAGUGACCUCUCCCAAAGAUCCAAGGAUAGAGUGGAAUCUAAUCUCUAAACGGAGGUGGGCAGAAAACACCUCCGUCUCCUCGACUAAAAGACCAUUAAAGCUGGUACAGUGCUGUGACCAGCCUCCAGGUGAAGGUCCAAUCUGUGAAUGCUUGAACUGGCCUGUGGUUGAACGUUGGCCUCUCAUUGCCUACCUGCCAGAACUCCCUCUGAGCCACCUCUCCCUUUCCUGAGAAGGAGUGAUGACUGGUCUCUCGCUGUUGUAGUAACUUUUUUUGAGAAGGUGCUUUGUUGUCUCCUUGUUUUGAAGUUUUCUCCCAGUUAGUGUUUGUUAUCCAGAAACACAACUCUGGUCCAGGGAGCAGGCUGACCUGGAGCUUAACUCUUCACUGCCAGUGCCUCAGCUCUGACCUGCCAGAGGGCUUGCAAGGAACUGGGAACUAGUACAAAAGCUUGUUGUCAUUGAAGCAGAGAGUGGGUGGCCAACAACAGUGUGGAUACGCACACAGUGCCCAGAAACCUAAAGGUACAGCAGUGAUGCUGGCUGGACUGAAAUAGGGAUUCCUGCAAAAUUGAACACAGGCACUAAUUGUAACAGUUCAGGGGGGAUUACACACACCCAACAGUUUCAUUCAAAGGAGUCACUGCCCAUAGCCUCAAUUUGUUUGUAUGUUAGAUCAUCAGAUGGGAAAAUUAGAAAGUGGGAUAUGAUUUCUGACUCACAGGGAAAUUGGUUUACGGGUUUCACCAGCUCCAUCCCCAGCAUUGGUUGGAUUUCUAAUUGCCUGGCCCACUUUAAGUGUAACUAAAUUAAAUCAGACUGGAAAUGGCAGAGAUGUCUUUAAUAAUAAAACUACUGAAUGUAAUGCCAAUGUAAAUCGGUGGAAAUAUGGUACAUAUUAUACAAAGAUCUAAAAAUGUAUAUGAUUUAAAAAGCA